AUGGCAGUGGAGUUGAUGAGAUUCCCCAAAAUGGAUGAACAGAAGGCAAUUCAAGAAGCAGCCUCGGAGGGCCUCAAGGGAAUGGAAAACCUCAUCCAUCUCCUCUCCCACCAACCCUCCCAUCUCAACACUCACGACACCGAUGCAACUGUUUCAAACUUCAAGAAACUCAUCUCCUUACUCAACCGCACCGGCCACGCCCGUUUCCGCCGCGCACCACUUCCUUCAAACACCCAACCCACUCCACCGGCUAACCCGGUCACUCUCCACCAACCUCCCUCCACUUUCGCCCCCACGCACUCUCACACUCUCACUCUCGAUUUCACCAAACCCAACAUCCUCGCCUCCACCAACGCCAAAUCCAUGGAUCUCGAAUUCUCCAAGGAAACCUUCAGCGUCUCCUCCAACUCCUCCUUCAUCUCCUCUGCCAUCACCGCCGACGGCAGCGUCUCCAACGGCAACCAAGGCUCCUCUCUCUUCCUCACCCCGCCUCCGCGGUCGUCUUCAGCCGGAAAACCGCCUCUCGUGAAGAAGAGAUGCCACGACCACUCCGACGACGUCUCCGGUAAACUCUCCGGGUCCACCAAGUGCCACUGCAGCAAAAGAAGGAAGAAUCGUGUGAAGAAGACGGUGAGAGUGCCGGCGAUUAGUUCGAAAAUCGCCGAUAUUCCGUCGGACGAGUAUUCGUGGAGGAAGUACGGGCAGAAGCCGAUCAAGGGAUCACCGUACCCGAGAGGAUAUUACAAGUGCAGUUCGGUUAGAGGGUGUCCUGCGAGGAAACACGUGGAGCGUGCCUCGGACGAUCCCACGAUGUUGAUUGUGACGUACGAGGGGGAGCACCGUCACUCGAUUCAGACCGCGAUGCAGGAGAACAUUUCCGGGGCCUUGGCUUUGGCAUUCGAGUCAACCUAG
Molecule: messenger RNA, 912 nt
Organism: Sphenostylis stenocarpa
Lineage: Eukaryota; Viridiplantae; Streptophyta; Magnoliopsida; Fabales; Fabaceae
Source: the annotation of a GenBank genome assembly